Messenger RNA from Salvelinus fontinalis (brook trout), 5342 nucleotides. RefSeq lists its product as uncharacterized. The transcript has 6 exons. Lineage: Eukaryota; Metazoa; Chordata; Actinopteri; Salmoniformes; Salmonidae. The coding region runs from base 3273 to 3959 and encodes 228 amino acids. The record is from RefSeq and is a predicted model, not a curated record.
UGGUUCAGAAUCGCCAUUCGAAAGGAAUGACGUACCACAUAUGCGGCGAGAGGAAGACCGCACAUAUGAACGGUUUGAUUGGUAAAAUUAUUUCCACCUUUUAAUGGGUUGAUUGUAGUCUAAUCGGGUGUUUGAGAUUACUCCGACUGCAAUGAAAUCAACGUCGCCCCGGCUACCCAGCUCCUCCCUCCCUCACACUUGCUAUUAGUUUCGCUUAUUAUCAAACAGAUCAACUGGCAUGAACAGCUACAAGGCAAGUCAUGUUUAUUUGCUCAAAAACCUCCCCAAUUUUUAUUUAGCUAAGUAAUUAAUAUAAAAGUUACUGCAAUUAUUAAACAUUAGGCUGUUGGUAUAUCCUGGCCUGGGAAAUGUCGAUUCAAUUAGACUAUGGUUCAACGUUUAUACUUUUUUUUUAGCGGGUGAACAUCCUUCAAACAUCCAACAUUCAUUUUUUUAUUCAUGGAACUGAUCCAUAAAUUAAACAUUUGUAAAUGAGUAAUGUUGAAGUUUGGCGUUGAAAUAUAAACAGAUUGAUUCUUAGAUAAGAGGCUAAAUUGGAUCUAAACUGAUAUUGCUUUUACGAUUAGUCCUAAAAGUGAAAGAUUCUAGUUGGAAACAGUCACACAGAAACAAUCACUGGUUGUUAUGCAAAAACGAAUACUUUAUUUCUAUUUGUUUAUUUUUCCUAUAGAACCACAAUGAACCACAGAGGUAAUUUUCAACAGUACAUGAUUUAAUGUAAUAAUUCAGUCAUUUAUACUACUAACAUGUACCAUUGAAGUCAGAAGUUUACAUACACCUUAGCCAAAUACAUUUAAACUCAGUUUCACAAUUCCUGACAAUUAAUCCAAGGAAAAAUUCCCUGUCUUAGGUCAGUUAAGAUCACCACUUUAUUUUAAGAAUGUGACAUGUCAGAAUAAUAGUAGAGAGAAUGAUUUAUUUCAGUUUUUAUUUAUUUCAUCACAUUCCCAGUGUGCCAGAAGUUUACAUAAACUAAUUAAGUGUUUGGUAGCAUUGCCUUUAAAUUGUUUAACUUGGGUCAAACGUUUUGGGUAGCCUUCCACAAGCAGCCCACAAUGAGUUGGGUGAAUUUUGGCCCAUUCCUCCUGACAGAGCUGGUGUAACUGAGUCAGGUUUGUAGGCCUCCUUGCUCGCACACGCUUUUUCAGUUCUGCCCACAAAUGUGCUAUAGGAUUGAGGUCAGGGCUUUGUGAUGGCCACUCCAAUACCUUGACUUUGUUGUCCUUAAGCCAUUUUGCCACAACUUUGGAAGUAUGCUUGGGGUCAUCGUCCAUCUGGAAGACCCAUUUGCAACCAAGCUUUAACUUCUUGACUAAUGUCUUGAGAUUUUGCUUCAAUAUAUCCACAUCAUUUUCCAUCCUCAUGAUGCCAGCUAUUUUGUGAAGUGCACCAGUCCCCCUUGCAGCAAAACACCUCCACAACAUGAUGCUGCCACCCCCGUGCUUCACGGUUGGGGUGGUUUUCUUCGGCUUGCAAGCCUCCCCCUUUUUCCUCUAAACAAUGAUGGUCAUUAUGGCCAAAACAGUUCUAUUUUUGUUUCAUCAGACCAGAGGCCAUUUCUCCAAAAAGUACGAUCUUUGCCCCCAUGUGCAGUUGCAAACCGUAGUCUGGCUUUUUAAUGGCGGUUUUGGAGCAGUGGCUUCUUCCUUGCAGAGCAACCUUUCAGGUUAUGUCAAUAUAGGACUCAAUUUACUGUGGAUAUAGAUACUUUUGUACCUGUUUCCUCCAGCAUCUUCACACGGUCCUUUGCUGUUGUUCUGGGAUUGAUUUGCACUUUUCACACCAAAGUACGUUCAUCUCUAGGAGACAGAACGCGUCUCCUUCCUGAGCGGUAUGACGGCUGCGUGGUCCUAUGGUGUUUAUACUUGCGUACUAUUGUUUGUACAGAUGAACGUGGUACCUUCAGGCGUUUGGAAAUUGCUCCCAAGGAUGAACCCGACUUGUGGAGAUCUACAAUUUUUUUUCUGAGGUCUUGGCUGAUUUCUUUUGAUUUUCCCAGGAUGUCAAGCAAAGAAGCACUGAGUUUGAAGGUAUGCCUUGAAAUACAUCCACAGGUAAACCUCCAAUAAGCUAAUUGACAUCAUUUGAGUCGCCCAGAAGCUUCUUAAGCCAUAACAUAAUUUCCCAAGCUGUUUAAAGGCACAGUCAACUUAGUGUAUGUAAACUUCUCACCCACUGGAAGUAUGAUAGUGAAUUAUAAGUGAAAUGAUCUAUCUAAACAAUUGUUGGAAAAAUUACUUGCGUCAUGCACGAAGUAGAUGUCCUAAACGACUUGCCAAAACUAUAGUUUGUUAACAAGAAAUUUGUGGAGUGGUUGAAAAAUGAGUUUUAAUGACUCCAACCUAAGUGUAUGUAAACUUCCGACUUCAACUGUAUGUGUAAUAGUAUUGUAGCGACCCUGUGUAAUGACCCAGUGUAAUGAAACAGGUAGAGAACCCUCAACCUUCUGGCCCGUGGCCCCGCGGAAAUCAACAGUGCCACCAAAGCAAGCUCCAGUGGCAGAUUCCAUCUCACUUCUUAUAAACAAGGCCCACUACAGUAUGUAAUAUGUAGUAUGUUGCCUAAUGUUUGAGGGCAAUGCCAAGACAGUCUAACUAGGAAACAGAUGGCUGGAAUGUUAUCUAAAGAUGUUUAUUAUAAAAUCUGCACAUCCCUUCUCAUGCGGUACUGGACAAGAAAGAACAGUAUAAUAAUAAUACCAGUUCAAUGGCCUGCUCACUCAAAUACAUAGGCUACUUUAAUGUAAUUAAAAACAACUAUCAAGUGGGGUAUUCAGGAAACCAAUAGAGAAAACAGAAACCAUGUAACGUCUUUAUCGGGAUAGCCUAAAAUAAGGCUUGGACACUUGGCAAGGUUAUCUAUGGGUGCUUCUCAACCUUUUUUUGCAGCAGGGAUCAGCCAUGUCUGUCUCUGAAAUAAGGCACACCAAGUUACUGUCCUACCUCCAUUGAGGACUGCUUACAUAAAAAAACAGCAUUUGAGAACAGACUAAAUUGGUGUCAACUAACCAUCUGAGGGACCGGCCAGCAACAUUCCACAGACCGGAGGUUAAGAAACACUGCUCUAGGUCAAUGUCAUAGAGCAUGUCAGGGUCACCCAUCCCCUCUUAAGUUUACUGCACUGUAUGUCUAUAAUGCCAGGAAAGAAGUUCAUCACUUUUGUGGUUGGGAAUACUGGGACGUUUCAUGACGAUUUUACAAGGUGUCUCACCCAAAGAGGCUUAACUAAAGAGAUGUCACCUCAGAAAAGUGAUGUCAUGCUGGCUUUCUGCCCCAUCGUCUCUUGUACUGGGACUGAUAUUGAAGCUGUGUCCUCGCAAUGAAGAAGCAAUUAGAAAGAUUCUGGACAGGCCAGAUAUACAGCCAAAGAAAAAUAGGACUACUGCUCCAGAGAUGACCAACCAGUCCCGCCCAGCUGCACAACAAACACCUGCAGGGUCGACGAUGGACAAAUUCUUCACUGUUGUGACUGGGAACACUCUGGGGUUUCAUAAGGAAUUAAUUCAUCGUCUCGCUGCCAAAAGACACUUAACUGAGGUGAUGUCACUCGAGGAGAGUGAUGUCAUCCUGGCUUUCUGUCCCAUCGUCUCUCGUGCUGGGACUGAUGUUGAAGCAGCACUGCAGCAGAUUCCAGCUGGUAAACCUGUCAUCCUGGUAGUGCUGCAUCACACCUUUGAUCCAGACUACACUGUACCUAACAGUAGCAAACUAGUGACCAGAGAGGAUGUAAUACUCACAGUGGACUGUCUCUUCCAUGAGAGCAACGGACUACCGAAGUGUCCUCGCAAUGAAGAAGCAAUUAGAAAGAUUCAAGAGAGGCUAAACAAAUGGCCAAAGGGGUUUGUAGCGAUCGUCUCCGGGAGAAAGAGAGGAGGACCAAAGCGCAGCGUGGUGAGAAAAGAAACCAAGGGGGAGGCCGGUUGCUGCUGCAUUUUCUGAUGAAAGGUCCAAGAAACGAGGCAGUGCACACUCACACCUGAAGAUGAAAAGAUGACGAGACCAACCUGUCUUUAGAAGUGUGUGAGAGUGUGAUCAGCAGUAAUACAUAAACACCACUGUAAUCAUUGUAUGAUUCAAUCAUUCACACAUUGGCUUUUUGGAAGGGAUUCUGAAUGAAUGAAAUCAAUGGUAGGAAGUACAUUUUCCAGUAAUUUCUUGUUUGAAUGCAAAUUACUUUGUCUAUGAACAUAUUAAUCUCAAAUAGCAGAAAUUACCACAGUGAUCUUUUUCCAAGUAGUUUACUCACCGAAGAAGCACUUAUUGGACACAUCAUUUAGUAAAUGAGAGAUGUACUGCGCCCUGGAGGUGACAUUGACCGAGAUGUUUUUUUUUUAAACAAGCUUACAAAUUAUAAAACGUGCUCAUGAUUUAUAAAACGAGCUCACGAAUUAUAAACCAUGCUCACAAAUUACUAAAACGUGUGCAUGAAUUGGUAUAAAACAUAUCUGGGGAAGGUUACCAAAGAAUUUCUGCAGCAUUGAAGGCCCCUAAGAAGACAGUGGCCUCCAUAAUUCUUAAAUUAAAUGAAGAAGUUAAUAACCACUAAGGCUCUUCCUAGAGCUGGCCGCUCGGCCAAACUGAGCAAUCGGUGGAGAAGGGCCUUGGUCAGGGAGGUGACCAAGAACCUGACGGUCACUCUGACAGAGCUCUAAAGUUCCUCUGUGGAGAUGGAAGAAACUUCCAGAAGGACAACCAUAUCUGCAGCACUCCACCAACCAGGUGUAACAGUGGUAAGGUGUUGGGACUGCUGUUGGGGCAGCUUUAUGUAGGCUCGAACAGUUUGUGGACACCGUUUUUUACCUUUAUAGUCCAAUGAAUGUGUUGUUUAGUGUUGUGUAGUGGCUUUGCUGGCAUGCAUCUAAAACAUAUUUUUUGAGUUUGCCCCACCAAGAUUUAAAUGCUAAAAUAGCCACUGUUGAGUUGUCUAGUGCUAUUCAACUGUACAUUUUCCAUGGCUGUCUUGUGUUCCUCUUCUCACAGCGCACAAAGGAGUUAUUUGGUGCUGGCUCCUUAUCUCUUCGAGCACCAGAGGCCUAGAUCAAGGUUGAAAUCUUCUUGCAGCUAAAUAGGCUUUUAGGAACUCAUCAGUCCCCUCUCUUAGACAUAUAGUCUGUGAGAACUGGUGGACAAUACUUUAAGGAAGUGGAGCCAAGUAUCCAUUAUCUCUCAUGUAAGCUUGCCACCCAUUUAGGAGAAGCAAGCAGCUCUUUGUGUAAGAAGUAUAUAAUGACUGUGUGCGACUAACUUUGAGUUUCCUCGCCGAUUUAUCCUGAGUGUAAUCUCCCUUGCAAUUGCUUGAAUAAACUCUUAUUAACUGGAUAA